GCGGGUGAGCAGUAAGAUGGCGGACGCUAUGGCUGAGUAUGAGAGAGAUGCUGGAUGUGUUCCUGUUCUUCACCCGGAGGAGCUGAAGCCUCAGAGUCAUUAUAAUCACGGUUACAGUGAGAGCGUCAGCCGCAAGAACCACGUGGACGACUACAGCACCUGGGACAUCGUUAAAGCCACACAGUACGGUAUAUUCGAGCGGUGUCGUGAGCUGGUAGAAGCAGGGUACGAUGUCCGUCAGCCUGAUAAGGAGAACGUCACGCUCUUACACUGGGCUGCAAUCAACAACCGCAUCGACCUGGUCAAGUACUACAUAUCCAAGGGGGCGAUUGUGGACCAGCUGGGAGGAGAUCUAAACUCCACACCGCUACACUGGGCGACCAGGCAGGGUCAUCUCUCUAUGGUGGUACAGCUAAUGAAACUGGGGGCGGAUCCAUCUCUGAUUGAUGGCGAGGGCUGCACCUGUGUCCACCUGGCAGCUCAGUUUGGCCACACCUCCAUUGUUGCUUAUCUCAUUGCUAAAGGACAGGAUGUCGAUAUGAUGGAUCAGAACGGAAUGACUCCCCUGAUGUGGGCGGCGUAUCGCACACACAGUGUGGACCCGACGCGUUUGUUGUUGACGUUUAAUGUUUCUGUGAAUCUGGGUGAUAAGUACCAUAAGAACACUGCGCUGCACUGGGCCGUUCUCGCAGGAAACACUACUGUAAUCAGCCUGCUUUUGGAAGCUAACGCUAACGUCGACGCGCAGAACAUAAAGGGAGAAACAGCGCUGGACUUGGCCAAGCAAAGGAAGAAUGUGUGGAUGAUAAAUCACCUACAGGAGGCGAGACAGGCAAAGGGCUACGACGCUCCCUCGUACCUCAAACGCCUGAAAAUGGACAAGGAAUUUCGUCAGAAGCUGAUGCUGUUCACGCCAUUCGUGGUGAUAUGGUUGGUGGGGUUUAUCGCUGAUCUCGAUGUCGACUCGUGGCUCAUUAAGGGACUGAUGUAUGCCGCAGUUUGGAUCAUCGUGCAGUUUCUGUCCAAGUCUUUUUUUGAUCACUCCAUGCACAGUACUCUUCCUCUAGGUAUUUAUUUGGCCACAAAGUUCUGGAUGUAUAUCACUUGGUUCUACUGGUUCUGGAAUGAUCUUCCCUUCAUCUCCAUCCACCUGCCCUUCCUGCUCAACAGUCUCGCACUCUUCUACAACUUUGGCAAAUCCUGGAAAUCUGAUCCAGGCAUUAUUAAAGCCACAGAGGAGCAGAAGAAGAAGACUAUAGUGGAACUGGCUGAAACGGGCAGCCUGGAUCUCAGUAUAUUCUGCAGCACAUGCUUAAUACGGAAGCCCAUCAGGUCCAAACACUGUGCAGUGUGUAACCGCUGCAUUGCUAAGUUUGAUCACCAUUGCCCCUGGGUGGGGAACUGUGUGGGAAGUGGAAAUCACCGCUACUUUAUGGGCUACCUUUUCUUCCUGCUGUGUAUGAUCUGCUGGAUGAUAUAUGGCUGCAUCGCCUACUGGAGGCUGCACUGCUCCAGCAGCUACAGCACAGAUGGAUUGUGGGUAUUUAUCACUCAGAUCUCCUCCUGUUCUCCCUGGAUGUUCUGGAUGUUCCUCAACAGUGUGUUCCACUUCAUGUGGGUCUCUGUACUCAUCAUGUGUCAGCUUUAUCAGAUUGCUGGUCUGGGGAUCACCACUAAUGAGCGUAUGAAUGCGAGACGCUACAAACACUUUAAAGUCACCGCGACGUCCAUCGAGAGUCCUUUUAAUCAUGGCUGUGUUAGGAACCUGAUUGAUUUCUUCGAGCUGCGCUGCUGUGGGCUGCUGAGGCCGACACUCGUGGACUGGACCACCCAGUACACCAUCGAGUAUGACCAGACAUCCGGCUCGGGCUACCAGCUCGUCUAACACACCCCCACACACACACACACGUACAUACAAUGUGAAGGUGAAGGAGGAAGGGAUGAGCCUCAGUUUUUUUGGACGGAAGCUAAACCUUGCUUCAUCAAGAGACCACACGCACACACACACAGAAUACUUCAGUUUGAUUGGUAGGUUCAUAUUUGAUUUCUGUUUAACGUCAUCAUGUCACUGACUUUUUGUGUGUGUGAGAUGAUCAUUCUCUUAGCCCCGCCUCUACUGAUUGACUUGCCACUGUUACAGCCCAGUGAUUGGCUGUAACAGUAAAGCGGUGGUGUGGGGAGGAGGGCUGAGAGAGUCAUGUGAUCAUCAGUGGGAUUGUGUGUGUGUGUGUUGAGCAACGCAACGAGUUUUUAUUCAUAAUGUGACAUAUUUAUUUUAAACUUAUUUAAUAUAAUUGAAGUGUUGAAUGUUUCAUUUUGUCCAUUUUAAAAGUGUGUAUGAUUGUGUGUGUGUGUGUGUGUGUGUGUGGUGAUUUCAAACUUAUUGUUAAAGAUUUGUUUUAAAUUCAGUCAUUAUGAGGAACAGCGAUGAGGCUUCACCCACUCUUUCAUGCACUGAGAUUUGCCCAUCGUUAUCUGGUGACCUUCAGCUGGGGCCGUUGCCUAGGCAACACUCCUCCAUUUCCUGUUUGAUCUUGGACUCUGAUGUACAAAUAUGUAAAUACGGCUAAAUUUCUGUCUGUGAGAUACAUUUUUGUUAUUGUCAGUGUUAAAGCUGCUCCUCCAGUUACUUUUAUUUUUUACUUUAAACUGAAAAAGCCUGUAAUAUACGCUUUGUGCGUACGUGUGUGUGUGUGUGUGUGUGUGUGUGUGAGUGAGAGAGGGGGAGAGAUAAAGCAUCUCGCUGCAUGAGCGACGCUCACACUAAACUGUACAGUGAAUGUUCAGUAUUUACAUGCGUCCUUUAUGAUUUUUUUUACAGUUCAGACAGAGUGUGUAUGUUUGAGUGUGUGUGUGUGAGAAAGAGUGUAUGUCUGUCUGCACAUUAGCCUUGUGCAUUCGUGAUGUAUUUAAAUGUUUCAUAUUAAUAAUCAGAUUUUAUUUUAUUUUUUUUGGCUGGACCUUUUUUCCCCACUGGAUGUAAAAAAAAUUAGAACAAAAUAUCAAUUACUGUAGAGUGCGAGCGCGUGCGUGCGUGUGUGUGUGUGCGUGUAAAGGGAUUGUUACAAUAAUGAAUAUAAUGUCUCCCUGAUAUUUCCUUUGUGUGUAAAAUCAUUUUCACCUCAAGCUUUAGCAUGACUUCAUUUUACUGGCUUUAAUAAAAAAAUGAAAAGAAAAAGAA
Clarias gariepinus (North African catfish) is the source of this 3181-nucleotide messenger RNA. It is a transcript of the gene zdhhc17, whose product is annotated as zinc finger DHHC-type palmitoyltransferase 17. The transcript is spliced from 17 exons. Gene Ontology annotation, biological process: protein palmitoylation. NCBI's taxonomy places the organism in Eukaryota, Metazoa, Chordata, Actinopteri, Siluriformes, Clariidae. Gene Ontology annotation, cellular component: Golgi membrane. The coding region runs from base 17 to 1885 and encodes 622 amino acids. Gene Ontology annotation, molecular function: palmitoyltransferase activity; protein binding. The record is from RefSeq and is a predicted model, not a curated record.